UAUCUCGCCAGGGGCGUCUCCCGACCUUUACCAAGCAGGGUAGCCCCGGGCGCCUCCUUUCCAAAGCCAGGCGGAACUGGAUUCCACAAAAACCAGAGUGCAGGAAGCAAUGAAAGAAAACCAGAACUAAGGGGACAGACCACGUGAGGCCUUGCCUGGAACUGCCAACCGGGAAAUAGGAGGGACGGUCCCCAAGAAUGGGGAUUUUCGGACCAAUCCGUGAGGUGGGGGCGGAGUCUGGGCCCUGACUCCUCCCCACACGGUGAGGACUGUCAGCCCCGGGUGUACCUGCAGCGGUAGCUCUAGGCUCAGUUCACUUUUCACCAUGGACCCAGCUCGGGCAGCUGAGGUGUCCGGCGUAGUGGCUGAGAAAAUGCUGCACUACCGAAGGGAUGAGAGUGGAUGGAAGACGUGUCGGAGCGGCAAAGGAGUUACAAUUUCUUGGAGGCCUUCUACGGAGUUUCCUGGGAACCUGUACAAAGGAGAAGGAAUAAUAUAUGGCACCCCUGAAGAGGUGUGGAAAUUCUUACUACCAGCAGAUAAUGGAUUACGGGCAAAAUGGGAUGAGAAUGUGAAAGACCUUCAAGUCCUUGAAUUGAUCAAAGAUGAUCUCCUCAUAACCAGAACAAUCACACCAUCAGCUGCCAUGAAACUCAUUUCUCCUAGAGAUUUUGUAGACCUGGUACUAAUUAAGAAGUAUGAUGAUGGGACUAUAACUUCUAAUGCUACCUACCUGGACUAUCCAUCUUGUCCUCCACAAUCAGGUUACGUGAGAGGGUUUAAUCAUCCCUGUGGUUGCUUUUGUGAGCCUGUUCCAGGGGAACCGAACAAGACCCAUGUUGUCAGUUUCUUUCAGACUGACCUCAGUGGCUACCUUCCCCAGAAAGUGGUGAACUCCUUUUUCCCUCACAGUAUGGCUGAACUUUACAAUAAUCUCCAAAAAGCAGUGAACAAACUUCAAGAAUGACACUAUUCUCCACGGAAAAACAUCCUAUUGAACCCAUUCACGAACUGGAGUUGCUGAGAUAAAACAGGAGGAAGAAGACAGACACCCACAGGGAUUCUGCUUUCCCUGAUGCCAGCCAUUGACAUAUUUCCUUUCCUCCUCUACCUGCACGAUAGCUUUCACCAAAAAAAGAAAAGGAACCAGAUUUUGUAAAGUCAUUGAAUUAAUGAGAUAUCUUAUCUUUGGCUUUAUUGGAAUUUAGGUAUGGAUGAUUCCUGCAUAGUCUUAUGGAAAGUUUUGGAUUUUGAAUUAGAGGACAUGGGUUCAAACCCUGUUUUUACCACUUACUAUCUGUGUGAUAUUUUACAUCAUUUAACUCCUCUGGGCAUUCGUUUCCAGAUGUUUAAGAUAUCUUCCAACUUUGAAUGAUCCUAAGGAUUAAGUCUAGCAGAAUUUCACAGCUCAGUGAUAAUUGCCUUAAUCAGAUUAUUUUCAUAUGUACCGAGGAAAUAGAAAUUUUUCCAAAGAUAGAAGAGAAAAGUUAUUUGGGAAUAUAAGGCAGUAAGACAGACCCUACUUUGGUAUAUAGGGACAUCAAGAGGGAACCAAGGAUAAAAUCUACUUGAAUUUCAGUUUUACUGGGAUUCUACUGUUAGAAACAGAUGCUUAGAUUUUUGUGUGCAGUGCUUAUAUUGCUAGCUCUUUCCUCCUUGUGUUUUUUAGUGGUUGGUUCUUCCUCCCAUGUGUAAUUACCUUAUAUCUGUCCUUAUUGAACCUUAAGAGACCCCCAUGAUAUCCUUGAAAGAGCAUUGAAUCUAGUCAUCUCUGAGGCCACAGCUUCUCUACCUCUCUGAGUCAUUUUCUCAUUUGCAAAAAUAGGAAUAAUAAUAAUAAUAAUACCUGUUUUAAUUUAAAGAUUCAAUGAGAAUAUAUUUAUAAAGUACUUUACAACUGUGAGGUUCUCUGCAUAUCAGAUAGUAUGGGUAUUUUAUUGUCUUUUUUUUUUGUCCAGUGACAAGUUUGCCAACAUUAUUAUAAGAUCUUAAGCUCGAAGAGACCUCAAAUGUCUAGUACAACACUCCCUGGAGCAUGAAUCUUCUUGGCAACUACUGGUCAAUUAUUCUCUUCUUGAACCAGCUUUGGGGCAGGGAACUCAUUACCUUCAGAAGAAGCCCAUUCUAUUUCUGAGCAGCUCUGAUUGUGAAGAAGUUUUUUGUUUUGUUUUAUUUUUACUUUGUGCUGAAUUUUGCCUUUCAGCAACUCUGAAAUUUUGUUCUGAUCUUCUGAGGAAACAGUCAUGUCCCAUAUCUCAUGUUUUUUGUCAUCUACAAACUUUAUUAAUCUACUUUUUUUUCCAUUGACAACUUCUGUAGAAAAUUACUUAUGUUUAAUCCUGAUAUAUUAUUAUCCAUCAUUUGAGUCUAACCCUUAGCCUAAUUGUGCAACCACUGAAGAGUUGUGUGAUCUAGGCCAUAUUUAUAAGAUAUAUUCUGUAUAACAGAAUAGCGUAUCCUGUUAAAAUAUGGUCUCAGCUGUACUUGAAAAUCAAUUACAAAGUGUUAUCUUAUUCAUACAAAUACCUGAUCCUUAAAAUUAAAUCCUGUUACCUAGACUAUGAGACCAUGACUAAAUAGUCAUUUCAUAUGAAGAUAAUACUUAAAAUGAAGAAGAAAGAUUUAAGGGUGAUGGAAUAUGGUAGCCACCUUCAUGUAUUUCAGUGUGCGCACAUGGAGGAGGGUUUAGAUUCAUUCAGCAUGCACCAGAAGUAAUUGUCCCAAAGGGUAGAAGUUGCAAAAAGGUGAAACUUCUUAACAAUUAGAGCUGCCCAAACAUGGAACAGGGGGCCCUGGGCAGUGCUGUGCUCCUUUCACUAGAAGGCUUCAAGCACAAACUGGAUACCUAUUUGGGGUAUGUUGGAGGGAGAAUUCUUGUUCAGGUUUGGAGUGGACUAGGUAUGACCUCUGAGGAACCUUUCAACCAAGAGUCUGUGAUAUAAAAUUUAGCUUAAAAAGGAACAAGUGCUGGACUUGUGAUUUCAUUGAUAUGGGGAACUUCCAGUUGAGAAAAUAUCUUUUACCAACAAAAAACCACUACUUCUUGGCAAUUUCUAGUCUUAAGAGAGUUGCCUAGAGCACUGAGAGGUUAAAUGAAUUGUCCAGGAUUACACAGUCAGUAUAUAUCACAGUCAGAACUUGAACCCAGAUCUUGCUGGCUUUAAUAUUAGCUCUCUGUAAAUUAUGCUACGCUGCCUCUUUGGGUUAGUAACAAAGCAAUAUUCCAAAUCAUGAUGUGCCUAUCAUCUAGAAGAGUAGGUAUAGAGGGUGGGGAAGGUUUUAAGUAACUGGUGUGAUUCCUAAAUGGUUGGUCUAAUCAAGAUUAUGAGUAUUAUGAGUCUAACAUAGAUCAUGAGUAUUAUUAGCUUUGCUGAGGGGAACAGGCUGGAGAAAGAACGUGGACUGAAGAAACUUAGUCUGACUCAAUGUGUGUCUGUAAUAGAGCUCAAGUCUUUCACUUUUGUUUUAAUGAGCUGAGAGCUGAAUGAUUAUCCGCCUUUCCCCACAUCUUCACUUGACAGUGGUAGUUGCUUAAUCUAAGCAUUUCCAGGGCAAAGAGUAUGGGUAACUGUGGAAGUUGAUGUUUGUAUCAUUAAAAUUCUGCUUUUGUUCAUUGUGA
Molecule: messenger RNA, 3619 nt
Organism: Phascolarctos cinereus (koala)
Lineage: Eukaryota; Metazoa; Chordata; Mammalia; Diprotodontia; Phascolarctidae
Gene: STARD5
Product: StAR related lipid transfer domain containing 5
Biological process (GO): cholesterol import
Molecular function (GO): cholesterol binding; cholesterol transfer activity
Source: RefSeq, a predicted model, not a curated record